GUUUGCAGCCCUGCCAGGCUGCCACCAAACAGGCCCCCAGUCACCGCACCAAACUCAGAUAGGGAGAAGGAAACUUCCCACUCCUGUCGUGUGACUCCGUCCUCUUCCUCUAAUCUAAUGGCGGCGGCGACGGCUGAAUGGGUUUUCUUCAAAUUCCAUCCUUCCAGAUUCACAAACCCUAAUCGCCCCCUCACCAGCCGAGGUUCUAAUCGGCUCGGUUUCCGCAGGUUUUCAUCUUCUGCUUCACUAUCUGUUGCAGCCGCAGCUUCUUCAUCGACUGUAAACGAAGUCGAUCCAAAGCGCGAACCCGUUUCGUUCGGUCAUGCCACUCGCCCUGAUUUUCCUAUUCUUCACCAGGAGGUAAAUGGCUCAAAACUUAUCUAUCUAGACAAUGCCGCAACUUCGCAGAAGCCCACUGCUGUCUUGAAGGCUUUACAAAACUAUUAUACCACAUACAAUUCAAAUGUGCACCGUGGCAUUCAUUAUUUGAGUGCAAAGGCAACAAAUGAAUAUGAAUUGGCAAGAAAAAAGGUAGCCACUUUCAUCAAUGCAUCUGACUCUAGUGAGAUUGUUUUCACAAGAAACGCUACCGAAGCUAUUAACCUAGUUGCUUAUUCAUGGGGCCUUUCAAAUUUAAAUGCAGAGGACGAGAUUAUAGUCACCAUCGCUGAACAUCACAGCGCUAUUGUUCCUUGGCAAAUUGUGGCUCAAAAGACUGGUGCCAUAUUAAAGUUUGUGAAUUUAACUCCUGAUGAAGUUCCAGAUACAGCUCAAUUAAAGGAAAUGCUCUCAAGGAAGACAAAACUCAUUGUCAUCCAUCAUGUCUCAAACAUGCUAGCUUCUGUUCUUCCAAUUGCUGAGAUCGUCAAUUGGUCACAUAGUGUGGGGGCGAAAGUGCUGGUAGAUGCUUGUCAAAGUGUUCCUCACAUGGUAGUUGAUGUACAGAAUCUCAAUGCUGAUUUUCUAGUCGCUUCCUCUCAUAAGAUGUGCGGGCCUACAGGCGUCGGAUUCUUGUAUGGCAAGAGUGAGCUGUUGUCUACCAUGCCCCCUUUCUUAGGAGGUGGCGAAAUGAUUUCUGAUGUAUAUUUAGAUCAUUCCACUUAUGCUGAACCUCCAUCCAGAUUUGAGGCAGGAACGCCAGCAAUUGCGGGGGCAAUUGGGUUAGGAGCAGCGAUUGAUUAUCUGUCUGAAAUUGGUAUGCAAAGGAUUCAUGAUUAUGAGGUAGAGCUGUCCAAUUACUUGUACGAAAGCCUGCGUUCAGUUCCCAAUAUUCGAAUCUACGGCCCAGUACCUUCACAAACAGUCCAGCGAGCAGCUCUUUGUUCUUUCAACGUUAAAGAUAUUCAUCCAACAGAUAUUGCCACUUUUCUGGACCAACAGCAUGGAGUAGCCAUUAGAUCAGGUCACCACUGUGCCCAGCCCCUCCACCGCCAUUUAGGUGUGAAUGCAAGUGCGCGAGCUAGCCUCUACCUCUACAACACAAAAGAGGAUGUUGAUAACUUCGUCCUAGCUCUGAAAGACACAGUUAACUUCUUCUCUUCUUUCAGAUAGUCCAAAAUUCUCACUCCUCCCCCACUCUAUAUACCCAUAUACUCCUGUUUUAUCCUCCUACUUCUCCACAUCCUUGCUCAGUUUCCAUCGACCUCUUCUAUAAAACAGAAGAAUGGGGAUAUGGGGAAUGGGAGAAGUGAAAAUUUCACUAACAGUUUGUUUCGCUCUCUAGAUAUGACAGACGUGUUUGGCAAAGUGUGUUUGCAAUGGCAGCCACCUAUGUAUAUCAUUGAUUUAUCCUGGAGUUACUUGACUAGUUGACUACACAACCUAUUUUUGGUGAAUAAAUUGUAAAAGUUAAAUCUCGAUUUAUUGAA
This is a messenger RNA of Rhododendron vialii, 1868 nucleotides long. Its product is annotated as cysteine desulfurase 1, chloroplastic. The record is from RefSeq and is a predicted model, not a curated record. Lineage: Eukaryota; Viridiplantae; Streptophyta; Magnoliopsida; Ericales; Ericaceae. Gene Ontology annotation, molecular function: cysteine desulfurase activity; pyridoxal phosphate binding. The coding region runs from base 118 to 1551 and encodes 477 amino acids. The transcript has 10 exons.